GCAGGACUGCCCACUCCCGUUUCAAUAUCCCAAUCGAUCUAAAGGCCACAUCCACCUGCCACAUUACACCUGGAACUAUGCUCGCAGAGUUAAUAGAAAAGGCAGCUCUAAUCAUAUGGGAUGAGGCACCUAUGACACACAGGCAUGCUUUCGAAGCCCUCGAUAAAUCCUUAAGAGAUAUUCUUUCUUUACAUGAUCCCAAAGCCAAAACUCUCCCAUUCGGCGGAAAAACUGUUCUUCUAGGAGGUGAUUUCAGACAGAUCUUACCAGUCAUCCCACAAGGCACCAGAGCUGAAAUUGUCUCUGCCUCCAUAAGUCAUUCAUAUUUAUGGGAAUCAUGCCACAAAUUCACCCUCCAGAAGAAUAUGCGCCUCAGCGAAGAUGAGAAAGAAUUCUCCAACUACGUCCUAAGAGUUGGCGAUGGGAACCCCCUACCUACUGAGGUCAAUGAAUUUGAUGAAGAUGAAGAAGAUCAGCUCAUUUCUAUUGACCGAACGUUGGUCGAGGAGGUCAGCUCAGAUCCUCUCAAACAAAUUCUAGAAGCUACUUACGGGAGAACUGACCAGUGGAAAGGAACCAAACAAGACUAUACAGAAAGGGCUAUCCUCACACCAAGGAACGAAACGGUGGAUGAGAUCAAUGAAUACAUGAUAUCUGAAGCUGACGGUGUUUCAAAGGAAUAUCUCAGUUCCGAUAGCUUCGGUAUAAUAGACACCGACUCUGCGAACAACGAGACAUUGUACCCAGUAGAGUAUUUAAACUCACUGAGCUUUCCAGGCCUGCCUGCACAUAAGCUUACAUUGAAAGUGGGUGCCCCUUUCAUGCUCCUAAGGAAUUUAAAUCAGAAGAAGGGGUUAUGCAACGGAACACGUCUGAUUGUCACUUACCUAGGUGAGCGUGUUAUUAGAGGUGAAAUAGUUACAGGCUCCCAUAUUGGACAUAAAGUGGACCUUCCAAGAAUCAUACUAUCGGAAUCAGUAACUAAACAUCCGUUCACUCUAGAAAGGCGGCAAUUUCCGAUCAGGCUAUGUUACGCAAUGACAAUUAACAAAAGUCAGGGUCAGAGUUUGAAAGGUGUCGUACUGUAUUUGCCCAAGCCCGUUUUCACCCAUGGGCAGCUCUAUGUUGGUCUUUCCCGAGUUACUACCAAGUCAGGCCUCAAAAUUAUACAAGGAAAGGAUCAAAAGAUAGGAAGGGUCAAAAACAUUGUCUACAAAGAAAUAUACAACUGUUUACCAGAAUCACGAUCCGAUGAUCACCCAGAGCAGGAUUCCCAGAAUCUUCAACAACUUCCUUUACCAUAAGAUGCAAGCUACCAGUAAGUCUUCCGGUCUGAAACUCUUCAAACCCAAUAAUGAACCUGUGCUAACAAAAUUGUUUUAAUCUAUAGGUCCGCCCGCAAUAGAAAGUGGCCGCCCUACAAGACCAUCCACAAUAACCCUACAAGCCAUCGUCUACGGCUUAUCUUAUUUUAUUUCUUUUUCGUUACCUACCAAUUACUAUUUCCUUCAGAGAAUUACUUAUUUCAACUGUCGAACUAUUUUCUUUUGCAUUUUCUAUUAUUUCAGACAAUUUUAAUUUAAAUUGUUUUCUAUAACAAUGUGCGAACUAAAUUAGUACGUCCAAGAUAACAAAACCUCCUCAUUUCACAUAGUCCCUGUAAAUUACUAAAAAUAACUAAAUUACACUUUCAAACACACCAAACUAAUUUACUACUACCACCUAUAAUUAUUGCCCGGCCUACUUAAAAUUUUUUAAAAACCAUGACAAUACUUAAAAAAAAAAACACACCCUAACUAUGUUCACUUCAAAAAAAUUUAAAAAAAAUUGAUCAAAAAAAAAUAAUUCUCAUCCUUAUCUAUGCAGCACAUCCAGCACAAGAUCAAAGCAACUGGAGCAACACCCUCAGACCUCAUCCAAUAAUCGUUAGGAUCCUUAGGGUCUGGCCCAUCACAAAUCACAAAAAUAAAGAUGCUUUCCUAGGAACAACUUUCAUCUGUCUUGACAUCCAGGUUUGUCUAAAUUUCAUAUUUUCAAUUAUUCCAACUAUAUUUCAAAUAAUUGCUUCUAACCACUCAACAGGAACAAAAAAUGGAGGGGAGGGUGCCUACUUCUACGUCUGACACAAUGUACCAACGCUUCGAGGAAGGGAAAAUUUAUCACAUUAGUUAUUUUAAUCUCCUCCCCAAUAACCAACGUUACAGGCUUACCGAUCAACCAUACAUAAUCAAUAUCAAAGAAACAACAACUAUUACACUGAUUCAAGAAAACAUUCCACCGAUCCCUUCAUACAUAUUCCACCCCCAACGCUACACCCAGUUGUUCAGCUCAGCAAGUGAAACCGGCUUCCUA
This is a messenger RNA of Brassica napus (rape), 2352 nucleotides long. Its product is annotated as ATP-dependent DNA helicase PIF1-like. The coding region runs from base 78 to 1304 and encodes 408 amino acids. Lineage: Eukaryota; Viridiplantae; Streptophyta; Magnoliopsida; Brassicales; Brassicaceae. The record is from RefSeq and is a predicted model, not a curated record. Gene Ontology annotation, molecular function: DNA helicase activity. Gene Ontology annotation, biological process: telomere maintenance; DNA repair. The transcript has 2 exons.